Papaver somniferum (opium poppy) is the source of this 957-nucleotide messenger RNA. RefSeq lists its product as uncharacterized. Lineage: Eukaryota; Viridiplantae; Streptophyta; Magnoliopsida; Ranunculales; Papaveraceae. The transcript has a single exon. Bases 1 to 957 code for a protein of 318 amino acids. The record is from RefSeq and is a predicted model, not a curated record.
AUGGAAGGAGAACAAAGUCCUAAUGCUUCAAGCCCUACUAGGCAGUCAACUUCAAUUUCUUUGGAUACUGCUUCUUAUCGUGAUCCAUUUUUUGUCCAUCCAUCGGACAACUCCAAUGUUGUUCUUUGUAACCCUCCAUUAAACGGUGAUAACUUUGCAUCGUGGAAGAUAGGAAUGAUGAGAUCUUUGCGUGUGAAGAACAAGAUUGGUUUUAUUGAUGGAUCUAUUUCCAAACCAACUGAUCCGGCCAAACUUGCAGAGUGGAUGCGGGCAGAUGGUCUUGUCAUCGGUUGGAUUCAUGCUGUUAUUCUUCCUAGCAUUAAAGAUAAUGCUUCUUAUGCUCCUACUGCUUAUCUUCUCUGGAAAGAUCUCGAGAACAGGCAUGUUGAGUCUUGUGCUCCAAAGCUAUAUCAAUUGAAACAACAACUUGCCUCUAUUAAGCAGGAUGGUUCAUCUGUGAUGGUUUUUUAUGGUCAUCUUCGUGCUAUUUGGGAUGAAAUGGAUGCUAUAAGACCUGUAAGUACUUGUAUUUGUGCUAAUGCCAAGGAUUCUAUUGAUCAUCUUAACCAAGAUAGAGCCAUGGAGUUCUUACAAGGCCUUCAUGAUAGGUAUGCUGGUCUCCGUUCUAACAUUUUGCAGCGUAUUGAGUUUCCACCCUUGUUAACUAUUUAUAAUUUAGUCCGACAAGAAGAGGUUCAACAAUUUUUGGCUAAUACCAUUCCGAUUGUUGAAUCGGCUACCCUUGUUGUUGCUCGCCAUGAAGGUGAUAGCUCUUCCAAAACUAACAAAAAGAGAAGUUAUUAUUGUGAUUAUUGUCAUAAAGAUGGUCAUACUAGAGACCGUUGUUACAAACUAAAUAGUUAUCCACCAAAAUAUAAGCGCAAGGAUGGCACAACUUUGGCUACCACUUAUGUUGUUCUUGAAGGUGUGCUACCACAACAGAGUGAUGCAUCAUAA